Messenger RNA from Cercospora beticola, 1323 nucleotides. RefSeq names its product germin family protein. NCBI's taxonomy places the organism in Eukaryota, Fungi, Ascomycota, Dothideomycetes, Mycosphaerellales, Mycosphaerellaceae. The record is from RefSeq and is a predicted model, not a curated record. Gene Ontology annotation, cellular component: cell wall. Gene Ontology annotation, molecular function: manganese ion binding.
GAGGAUGAACAGAUCAUCAUGAGGGUUGACUAUGCGAUCUGCUGCGGCGUCUUGGCGGCCUGGUUCGCGGCCAGAUGCAGACACAAAGAAGCCGCUGCUGCAUGUCGUGUCGUGUAUAAGAGGCUGGGGCCCAAACAUGCUGCAGCUCCUCAAAGCAUAUCGAACGAACAAGCACCUGCACAAGACAAUAGUUCACUCAGCCCUUCCCCUCCUCCUGCCUUGUUCGUAUAGCUCACAACUUUUCUUUGCUCAAGCUACAGGUCUCCCCAAAGUACAAGAGGCAGGAAGUCCCCACGCCAUUCUGAUCUCUUCACCUGCCUUCAAGACUGCCCACCAGACAUCAUGUCAAGCCUCGCCAAAUUCAUCAUUGCCGGCCUCGGCGCAACUGCCGGCGUAACGGCCUACCCACAAGAACAAGCACCAAGCAACACGGUACCAGUCAUCUCACAACCGCCAACGCCCUCCCCAGUAGCAUCCAGCGCCGCUGCAUCCGCUUCCGCCGCCAACGUCGCCCUCGCCAAAGAAGCUCUUCAAGCCGUAACAAAUGUCGGCCGCUUCAACGCCCUCCUAACAGUUGACGGCGCUGGCCGCGAACUCCUCCCCGACGACACCCUCCGCUCCCGCCUCGUCUUCGACUACGGCGCCCGCGCAAACCCCCUCGGCCAAGGCGGUCGCUUCAUCCUCGCCAACCAAAACACUUUCCCCAUCCUCGUAAACCAAGGCAUCUCCACCGCCGUCGGUUUCCUCAACCCUUGCUCCAUGAACUCCCCUCACACCCACCCUCGCGCCACAGAAUUCUUCACAGUCAUACAAGGCAAAUUCCAAACAGGUUUCAUGCUCGAAAACGGUUUCCUCGCCAACGCCACCGAAGGUCGCCAAACAACACAAGUCUCCGUACAAGAACUCGGACCUUUCCAAGCGACGGUUUUUCCUUUGGGGAGUAUUCAUUAUCAGUUUAAUCAUCAAUGUGAACCGGCGACGUUUAUUGCGACGUUUAAUUCUGCGGACCCUGGAACGAGUCAGGUUGCACAGAAUUACUUCUUUUUGGAUAGUGGGGUUGUGAAUGUGACAUUGGGCGAAAUCAACCAGAUCGAUGGCACGAAUAUUGAGCAAUUCAGGACAAGUCUGCCAGCAAACUUGGUGCAGGCUGUAGACUCGUGCUUGGCGAGGUGUGGGAUUGAGAAGAAGUAGUGCAAGUGGUGAUGGGAUGAUGGGAUAAUGUUUACUGUUUACUGUUUGUUGCUUGAGUUACCAAGAGGGUGUCAAGAGGAUGAGAUGAAUGAUGUGAUGAAGAUAUUAGACUUGUAUAUACGCAUGAACGAG